GGUAGGCAUCUUUGCAAGCCUGAUUAUGAGGUGGGUACCAUUGGAGUCAAAUCCCGAUGUUUUGAACAAGUUUAUAAGGGAAUUAGGUGUCAAAGAACCCUUGCGGUUGGAAGAUGUUUACGGAACGGAUCCUGAAAUGCAAGCUCUUGUUCCUGGCCCAGUUCUCUCGCUUUUGCUACUCUAUCCCUUGAAUGAGGAAACUGAAACUAAUCCAAUUGGAACUUUGUCACCAGAAGAAAAGUGCUUCUUUAUGAAACAGACAAUCCAUAAUGCUUGUGGGACUGUUGCGAUUAUCCACGCUCUUGCCAAUAACACGGACGCAUUUGAUAUCAAAUGUAUGCCAUUCUUUCUUUCAUUAAAUUUUAUAUUGCGAUUCACUCACUUAAAUCUUGCAUGCUUCCUAGCUGUUCCAUGGCUCUGUCAAUUCCUUGAAAAAACUAGUGAAUGCUCUCCCAAGCACCGCGGUCAAGCUCUUGAGAAUGAAGAGGAACUGAGUGAAAUACACGAAAUUUAUGCUCAAGAGGGUCAGACCGAGGCUCCAGAUUCGGAAUCUCGGAUUGAUUUGCAUUUCAUUGCCUUUAUUAAUGCAAACGGCCAUCUUAUUGAGCUCGAUGGCCGAAAAGAUGGCCCUAUUUUACACGGAGAUACCUCCAAUGCAACAUUCCUUGCGGAUGCCUGUAAAGUCAUUGAUAAAUUCAUGGCUCGGGACCCCACCAAUCUCAAUUUCAGUCUCAUGGCUCUAACCAAUGCUCCCAUCUAA
Messenger RNA from Rodentolepis nana, 760 nucleotides. The record is from the annotation of a GenBank genome assembly. Lineage: Eukaryota; Metazoa; Platyhelminthes; Cestoda; Cyclophyllidea; Hymenolepididae.